UCAAUGUAAUCAUCCAAGUUUUUUCAACCGAUAACCCAAUACGACAAGUGCUGUGUGUGUGUGCAGUGUUAUUACUUGCCACUGUUGUUGAUAUUCAACAAAACAAACGGUUGUUUUUCUGAUUUUGUUUUGUUUUGUCCAAUGUUCGAACAUUGACUCUUGAUCGGUAGUGAUUUGAUGAUGAAAAUAAUGUUAUUUUGAAUCAAUAUUGUCUCCAAGUAUCGAUGAAUAUAAACAACUCUCCAAACACAAUCCAUCGUCGAAUAAUGAAAGGCUUAAUUAUCCAUAGAAUGGUGAUUUGCGUUCUUCUCGCCAUCAUCAUCGUGUUCGAUGUGGCACAAGCACAAUCAUCAUUGUCGUUGAUGUGCAAAUCACGACUAGAUCAGUGUCAAACCGAAUUCUUCAAUGAAUUAAAGCAGUAUAAAUUGGUGGAACAUGAAUUGAGUUAUUAUCAAUUAUGCAGUUCGGAUGGAUCGUACAUGCGAUUUGUUGAUUGCGUUCGUGAGAUAAGCGAACAUGAUGUUGAAUGCAAACAACAGCCAUUACAUCGUGAAUUGUGUAAUAAACGUGGUUUGAAAUUAUCAUCAUAUCGUUAUACACAUUGGAAAUCCUUCCGUCAAUGCAUCUAUGAUGAAGUUGAUAAACAUUGCGGCCAACUAGGAGCGAAUAUAUCUGAUUAUCUAUUUCAUAUUCACACAAGCUAUUUCAGUAAAUAUACCAUUUGUAAUCUGCCGGGCGAAUCACAUACUAAAUGUUGGUUGGAUUUAAUCGAUUCGAUACCUUCCAUACCCAUCACUGCAUCAUCAACAACAACUGCUGCACCACCCAUCACAACCGGAUCGCCAAUCAUCACUAGAAUCAUGGAAACGACCACAUUGGAAUCGAUUGAUCGAAUCAAUUCGCGCACAAAUCUAAUACGCGAGGCUAAAAUGAAAAGUGACCAUUCGAAUGAUGAUGACCAACAUUUUGUUUCGAAUGAACCAACAACAGCCAUUGCUGGUCAACAAACGUUCGAUGGAAAUAAUGGUGGCCAAACUUUGGAUGGAUCAUUAUCGCUGCUUUUGAUGAUGGUGAUAUUGCUGACAAUUCUUUUAUUCUGA
This is a messenger RNA of Dermatophagoides pteronyssinus (European house dust mite), 1100 nucleotides long. RefSeq lists its product as uncharacterized. The record is from RefSeq and is a predicted model, not a curated record. NCBI's taxonomy places the organism in Eukaryota, Metazoa, Arthropoda, Arachnida, Sarcoptiformes, Pyroglyphidae.